This is a messenger RNA of Dissoconium aciculare CBS 342.82, 839 nucleotides long. RefSeq lists its product as uncharacterized. The transcript has 2 exons. The record is from RefSeq and is a predicted model, not a curated record. Lineage: Eukaryota; Fungi; Ascomycota; Dothideomycetes; Mycosphaerellales; Dissoconiaceae. The coding region runs from base 111 to 719 and encodes 202 amino acids.
AUUGUAGCUAUCGUACCUAGGUAUUCAUCAGAUGGAGAUCUUCUUUCGUCAGUGCCUGGCCAGUUCCCACAUGAAACGCAUCGUCAUCAAAACGUUACAUUGCUGAUUUCAUGUGCCGCGCUGAUGAACUGACCGGUCGCUGGGCGCCAGCCCGCACGCAUUAUCUGCAUGCCUGCCUACCUUCCCUGCGGCUGAGCAUUUUUACCAGGAGCCUCUUUGCCAGGGAAUGCUCAUUAUGGUUGCAAACGACAUUGGAAGCAGGUACUGUCGAGUUACUCUUUCAACUUCAACAUCAUUGCUCUGCGGAACGGUUCACUGGAGAAUAUGGACACGGGAAGUCUAUCGCUCAUCGGCGGACUACUUUUUCUGUCUCGAGCCCAUCCCGAUUCAAGGCGUGGGCGCAUGCACUCCCGACAAUACCUUUCCUCUAUAGGACAACACAGCAUGAUGUGCAACGUCCGCUACUGCUCGACCGCUCGCAACAAAUAAAGCGGUUACAUACUCUUGCGCCACCAAAGGAGCCCGCGUCAAGUCCGGUGGGAAGUAUGGCAGUGAAUGCAUGCGGCAGUAGUCGACUCUGUGCCGGAAGUGACGCCGCCGCUGCAUCUGUCAACCUUGUUCACCUAUCGCCGUUCGGCUUGGAAAGUUUCUUAACCGGACAUCCGAUGAGCCUUCCGUUAUCCAGUAUACUCAGGGGUAAGGUCAGAUCGGUAUGGUGAGCCUUUCAAAUUCCUGUGGGUGCAGCGAAAGGCGUCCCCAACAAUUUGUCGGUGCGUGAACAUGGGUGUCGACGCCAUAAGCGGACCAUGUCGCGCAGUUGGCCUGCGGCCGAAUUUUCU